Molecule: messenger RNA, 11284 nt
Organism: Astyanax mexicanus (Mexican tetra)
Lineage: Eukaryota; Metazoa; Chordata; Actinopteri; Characiformes; Acestrorhamphidae
Gene: cacna1ha
Product: calcium channel, voltage-dependent, T type, alpha 1H subunit a
Exons: 33
Coding region: 193-6867 (2224 amino acids)
Biological process (GO): calcium ion import; neuronal action potential; calcium ion transmembrane transport
Cellular component (GO): voltage-gated calcium channel complex; plasma membrane; voltage-gated sodium channel complex
Molecular function (GO): voltage-gated sodium channel activity; low voltage-gated calcium channel activity
Source: RefSeq, a predicted model, not a curated record
UACAUAGUGCAGUCACAACAUUCUGGUCUGGAGUAGCAUUGCCAGGUUAUUACAGGUUGGUGAACUGUUCAACAUGAUUAUGCAUCUUUUAUUUUAGAUGGUAAUUUCAAUAUAAUGGUAAUAUUUUUUCUCUUAUGAAGUGUUUUAAGUGUUUUUCCUUAACUAUGAUCCACCUGGUUCGAGCAUGUGAGCAUGCUGGUCAUCCUGCUGAACUGUGUGACCCUGGGCAUGUACCAGCCCUGCGAGGACGUCGCGUGCCAGUCCGAGUGGUGUAUCAUACUGCGGGCGUUUGAUGACUGCAUCUUCGCCUUCUUUGCUGUGGAGAUGGUCAUCAAGAUGAUGGCUCUGGGGAUUUUUGGACCGGCGUGUUACCUCGGAGACACGUGGAACCGUCUGGACUUCUUCAUCGUCAUGGCCGGGAUGUUGGAGUACUCACUGGACGGCCACAACGCCAGCCUGUCAGCCAUCCGGACUGUGCGUGUGCUCAGGCCUCUAAAAGCCAUCAACAGAGUCCCCAGUAUGAAGAUACUGGUGACUCUGCUCCUAGAUACUCUGCCUAUGUUAGGCAAUGUCCUCCUGCUGUGCUUUUUUGUCUUCUUUAUAUUCGGCAUUGUCGGGGUGCAGCUGUGGGCUGGUCUUCUGAGGAACAGGUGUUUCAUGAAGGAGAACUUUACAGACAUAUAUAAUCUGUCCAUGAGUCAGUACUAUAUGGACGAGGACGGCGAGGACAACCCAUUCAUCUGCUCUUCUGAGAAGGAGAACGGCAUGCGGCGCUGCCGCAACGUGCCUCCGCUCAUGGAGAAUGGGUUUAAUUGCACGCUCAACGCCUCCUUCUCACACUACACAUACUCCGACCCCAACAGCUGCGUGAACUGGAACCAGUACUACAACCAGUGUCGACCUGGGGAUUUAAACCCUCACAAAGGGGCUGUGAACUUUGAUAAUAUUGGGUAUGCUUGGAUCGCUAUAUUCCAGGUUAUCACACUGGAGGGAUGGGUGGACAUCAUGUAUUACGUUAUGGAUGCCCACUCCUUUUACAAUUUUAUAUAUUUUAUAUUGCUUAUUAUAGUGGGCUCUUUCUUCAUGAUCAACCUGUGCCUGGUUGUAAUUGCAACCCAGUUCUCGGAGACGAAGCAACGAGUGAACAAGUUGAUGAAGGACCAGCGCGUGUGCUACCAGUCCAACGACAGCACGCUGGCCAGCUACUCGGAGCCCGGCAGCUGCUACGAGGAGAUGCUCAGGUACAUCAGCCACCUGUACCGCAAGGUGAAGCGCCGGACGUCCAGACUCUACCACGGCUGGCAGAGCAAGCGCCGGAAGAAAAUCAACCCCAACAGUAGCCUGGCUGGGGUAGGCGGUGCUGGGGUGGGUGGCGCAAACGGGCACAGCAGGCAGAGGAGCAGAAAUCACUGGGCACACUCCAUCCAUAACCUCAUUCAGCACCACCAGCACCACCACUGUCACCUCAGCAAUGGCCUCCCCAGCCCGCAGGCCACCACAGGCAGCAGCGAGGCUCUGGAGAUGAGGUUCAUCACUCCAGGGACGCAGUUCACAGUGCCCUCGCGGCUAAACGCCGGGCAGGAUCUUUCACCCGGCAUCCAGUCGGUGCACAGCAUCUUUCAAGGUGACUUUCACGAGGCCCCGCAGGUUUGCACAGGAACCACAGCUGGUGUGUCUUCACUAGGGAGGCUUAAUGGGGGCAUGAACUAUCCCACCAUUCUGCCAUCCUUCAUUUGCAGCUACACAGGCAGAAACCCCACGGCCAAAGGGAGGGACGAAUCCAACAACGGCACAACAGACGUGACGGAUCCCUUGGAAAAACUCCAGCAGCUCACAGGAGACCACAGUCAUGGUCGCUUGCUGUUGCAGAUGAAGGGCAUGGUGCCCACGGCGCUGCUCUUCGAGGUGCUGGGUUGCCCGUACUGUGCCCGGACACUGGAGAACAUGGACCUGGAGCUGGCCGAGUCUGAGUGCUCCCGGUCGGAGGGGGAGGUGGUGCACGAGUUUUCUCAUGGAGUGGAGUUCAAACCCUCCAGGUUACACCACCAAAAGAGACUGUGUGAGCGUAUCCACAUGGCUCGCUACUGGGAGGACUUCAGGGACAGGAUGAAGCGCAUAGUGGAUAGCAAGUACUUCAACAGGGGGAUUAUGAUCGCCAUCCUCAUCAACACCUUGAGCAUGGGAAUCGAGCACCAUGAGCAGCCUAAAGAACUGACAGACAUUCUGGAGAUCAGCAAUAUCGUCUUCACCAGCAUGUUUGUCCUUGAGAUGAUCUUUAAGCUGGUGGCCUUUGGAAUCUAUGGCUACAUCAAGAACCCUUAUAAUAUAUUUGAUGGGAUCAUAGUAGUGAUAAGUGUGUGGGAGAUCAUUGGCCAGGCCGACGGGGGUCUCUCCGUGCUCAGGACCUUUCGUCUCCUCCGAGUGCUCAAGCUGGUGCGCUUCCUUCCAGCCCUGCGCAGACAACUGGUGGUCCUGAUGAAGUCGAUGGACAACGUGGCCACAUUCUGCAUGCUGCUCAUGCUCUUCAUUUUUACUUUCAGUAUUCUUGGAAUGCACUUGUUUGGGUGCAAAUUCUGCCUGAAGACGGAGAAUGGAGAUACGAUUCCAGACAGGAAGAACUUCGACUCUCUGCUGUGGGCCAUCGUCACUGUGUUUCAGAUACUUACUCAAGAGGACUGGAACGUGGUCCUCUAUAACGGGAUGGCUUCCUCGUCUCCGCUCGCCUCACUUUACUUCGUGGCCCUGAUGACCUUCGGGAACUAUGUUCUCUUUAACCUGCUGGUGGCCAUCCUGGUGGAGGCCUUUCAGGCGGAGGGUGAUGCCAACAGGUCCGACUCAGACGAGGAGAAGAGGUCAGUUGACUUUGAAGAGGAGGAGAAGAUGGGGGAGCUGCGUGCCAGAGAGCUGAAGAUGUACUCACUGAUGAUGUCAGCAAAUGGGCAUGUGGAGUCCCGUGGUAACUUGCCACCACCAAUCAUCAUGCGCACAGCCGCCACCCCCAUGCCUACGCCUAAGAGCUCUCUCGGGCCAGAAUCCGUCUUUGGUUUGGGGGAGUCAAGAAGAGGCAGCGGGGUCUCCAUCGAUCCAAACGGCUACGAUCAGAGGUCCUUGUCCAGCCCACGGAGAUCACCGUGUCACCCCCGGAGCACAGGCAGUAACUGGGGGAGCCGCAGGUCGAGCUGGAACAGUCUUAGCCGAGCACCGAGUCUGAAGAGGAAGGAUACAUCUGGGGAGAGAGAGUCUCUGCUGUCUGGUGAGGGCAGGGGCAGCUUCGAGGACGACGACACAGAUGAAAACCUGUCAGGAAGAGCAGGCAGCACCAGCGGAGGUUCACUACAGCACCCCAGUUCUCUGGAGUUCCCUGAUCUGGCCCCAGGACCCUGCCUGUACCCUUCAGAAGAGUACCAUGACUGCAACGGAAGGGCCAUGCAACUGCCCACAGAUCUGCCAGCAGAGCUGAAUCGGGAGGACUCUGCCAAUGAGGAGGAUCUGGAUGAUAGUUUCUGUUGCCGGUUGAGGAGGAUGCUGAACGCCUAUAAGCCGCAGUGGUGUAAAGAUCACGAGGACUGGUCCCUGUAUAUGUUCUCCCCAGAAAACAAGUUUCGUGUGAUCUGCAACCGGAUCAUCUCGCACAGAUUGUUUGAUCAUGUGGUUUUGGUCUUUAUCUUCCUGAACUGCAUCACGAUCGCUCUGGAGAGGCCGAAUAUUAAGCCUCACAGCACAGAGCGAGUGUUUCUCAGUAUUUCCAAUUAUGUAUUCACUGUGAUCUUUCUUGCUGAAAUGACUGUGAAGGUGGUGGCCCUCGGCUUCUACAGCUAUCUGCAGAGCACGUGGAACAUCUUGGAUGGAAUGCUGGUGUUCGUUUCGCUCAUUGACAUUCUGGUGUCUCUAGCGUCGUCCGGUGGGAACCGGAUCUUGGGCAUUCUGAGGGUUCUCCGACUGCUGAGGACACUGAGGCCUCUGAGGGUGAUCAGCCGUGCUCCUGGUCUGAAGCUGGUGGUGGAAACACUCAUAACAUCUCUGAGACCUAUCGGGAAUAUUGUGGUGAUCUGCUGGGCCUUCUUCAUCAUCUUUGGUAUUCUUGGAGUUCAGCUCUUCAAGGGAAAGUUUUACCAUUGUGAAGGACUGGAUACAAGAAACAUUACCAACAAAUCAGAUUGUCUGCUAGCAAACUACAAAUGGGUUCCGAGGAAAUACAACUUUGAUAAUCUUGGACAGGCUCUGAUGUCGCUGUUUGUGCUGUCGUGUAAGGACGGCUGGGUGAAUAUUAUGUAUGAUGGGCUGGAUGCUGUGGGAGUGGACCAGCAGCCGGUACGGAACCACAACCCGUGGAUGCUGCUAUACUUCAUCUCCUUCCUGCUGAUCGUGAGCUUCUUUGUGCUGAACAUGUUCGUGGGCGUGGUGGUGGAGAACUUCCACAAAUGUCGGCAGGACCAGGAGGAGGAGGAGGCGCGCCUGCGCGAGGAGAAGAGGCGGCGGCAGCAGGAGAAAAGGCGCAGGAGUAAGGAGAAUUACGGGUCUGAGGCGCAAAAGAUACCCUACUACGCAUACUACUCCCCAAUCCGGCUGUAUAUCCACACACUGUGCUCCAACCACUACCUGGACCUCUUCAUCACCUUCAUCAUCUGCAUCAAUGUGGUCACCAUGUCCAUAGAGCACUACGACCAGCCCCAGUAUCUAGAAGAAGCUUUAAAGUACUGCAACUACGUCUUCACCAUCUUCUUCAUCUUAGAGGCUAUUCUCAAACUCGUGGCCUUUGGGAUCCGAAGAUUCUUCAAAGACAGGUGGAACCAGCUGGACUUGGCCAUCGUGCUUCUCUCCAUCAUGGGCAUCACCCUGGAGGAGAUCAAGAUGAACGCCGCCCUUCCAAUAAACCCCACCAUCAUCCGCAUCAUGAGGGUCCUGAGAAUAGCCAGAGUGCUGAAGCUUCUGAAGAUGGCCAAGGGCAUGAGAGCAUUGCUGGACACUGUGAUGCAGGCUCUUCCACAGGUGGGGAAUCUGGGCUUGCUGUUUAUGCUCCUCUUCUUCAUCUAUGCUGCACUCGGUGUGGAGCUCUUCGGGAAACUGGAUUGCAUUAAACAGCCGUGUGAAGGACUGAGUCGACACGCCACAUUCGAGAACUUCGGAAUGGCCUUUCUGACCCUCUUCCGAGUUUCAACUGGGGACAAUUGGAACGGCAUAAUGAAGGACACUCUGAGGGAGUGCAUUCCUGCAGAUAACUGCCUGAGCUACCUGCCCCUGGUCUCUCCACUCUACUUCGUCACCUUCGUGCUGAUGGCCCAGUUUGUGCUGGUGAACGUGGUGGUGGCUGUGCUGAUGAAGCAUCUGGAGGAGAGCAAUAAGGAGGCCAAGGAGGAAGCUGAGAUGGACAGUGACACUGAAAUGGACAAGGAGAUCCAGAAUGCUACUGAUGACUCAGGAGAGAGUUCUGGUGGACCAGAGGAAAGGGAGACAUACGUGGGUCCGAGGCCUGACUCACCCGGACAAGAUGAAGAAAGGCAAGGUACUCAGGAGAAUUUCCUCUCUCCGCGGAAGAUGUCCGUGUCCAGAAUGCACUCGCUACCCAACGACAGCUACAUGUUCCGGCCGGUGAGGCCUGCCAGCGCACCGUACCCACUGCAGGAGCUGGAGCCAAAUCAAGGAUACCCUGAAUUAGGCUCGGUGACCUCGAUCCACUCCCAGCCAUGUGAGGGUCAUUCCCUGCUCCAGGUCCCUGGUGUUCCUCCUCCUCCCCAGUUUAACGUCUGCAUGCCCAGGAUCCCUCCUCCCAUGCCUUCCCCCACGCAUAGCAUAGGCAGGCCUCUGCGUAGGCAGGAAGCGGUUAAGAACGACUCCGUCGAUGUGCAAACCUACGGCUCCAAAGACAACCUGGACAGACAGAUUGAGACGACCUCAACUAGUUUCGCCUUUCCAGUUCCCAGAAUCUCCUCCCCCAGCAGCCUGCAGGUAUCCCCGCUGCUGCCCCCUCGCAGCCGCUCCCCCUGCAUCCACGUCCUGCAGCACCCUCGCCACCAGCGCAAUAUCCCCUCCAGGCCUCCCAGCCAGGCCAGCAGCGGCAGUGGCAGCACCAGCCCUAGCGGCUCCAUGUUCGACUCGACGGAUCCUGCCGAUGAAGAGGUGCGGCACAUCAACAGCUCGGCCAGGCUGUGGGUGGGGCUUCCGCCGGAGGUUCGAAGCCAUUCGCUCUCCCCCUACAGCACCCAGGGGCUGCUGCUACCCGUUCCAAUGAAGAACUGCAGCAGCGCCGCCAACCUGGCCAUGGGCGGCCUCAAAGACAAGGACGCUAAGAAGUUCUUCAGCGUGGACGCCGAGGGGUUUCUGGACAAGCCUUCCGGUGCGGACGACCAGCGGCGGCACUCCAUCGAGAUUUGCCCUUCCCUGGAGGACGACGAAGAUGACGUGUUCCAGCUGGGCAGCGGCGGUGAGAGGAGGCACCCGCCCACACGCGGACAAUCAUUGCACAUCCCUAGGAAGAAAAAGAUGAGUCCUCCAUGCAUCUCCAUUGAACCACCGCUGGAGGUGGAGAUCCCGGCUUCUCUGGUGUCCAGGAAGAAGCUGCCCGAGAGCAGCAUGUUGCUGAGAAGACGGACGCCUUCCUACGAGCUGAUGCUGCAGCGUGACUCGCUCGAUCUUCUGGAGCACCAGCUCCCCAGCCAGCCUCUCAUUAAGGUGGAGAGGCACCCGUCGCACUGUGGAGAAUAUCUCUCUCUUCCGCAGUUCACCUUCGACCAGGCGGACCCCGAUUCCACGGGCGGUCUGGCGGGCGUCCUGUGCGAACACGAUCCGCCCACACAACCGCGCUCUCCGUUCGACAGCAGACUGGAGGAAUCCACAGACUUCAGCACAGUCAACAGAACUGUUCAAUGAUACGGAUAUAAACGCCACAGAUGAUGAAGGAUGAUGAUAAAAGAAGAGUUUAAACGGCUUUAGACAGCGCGGCGCGGCACUCUUUUAUUAUUUUCCUUCUUGAUUUAGUUUUUGAACGUGGGGCACCAACCACUUACUUCAGUAGCCAAAGUUUUUUUCAGAUGUAAUAUUACUGUAUGUAAGCCAGCCAGGAAUGGCACCUUUGAUAACGUGUGCGUGAUCGGGCAAGAUGGGAUAUGCAAUUUCAGGUUUCCAUUCGGAACUCUUUAUCUUUCUCCCAGUGCUCAAUCACAUUGAUUUGAGUUCAGGAACGUGUAGUGUUUUUUUUUAUUAUUAUUACAAUUAUAAAUAUUAUGAUUAUUCCUUUAUCCCAUACCAUCUUGUCAUUAACUUGAACAGCUGUUUUUCUGUAAAAGAGUAUAAUACAGAGCAAAUUAAAAUAAAAAAUACAAAUUUUAAAAAAGACAAAGAAAACAAACACAAGAUCUGUACAUGUUCUGUACUAUUGAAUCAUAUGUUGUAAAUAGAGGAAAUAUUGUAUUGGUGAAAGAAAAUAGAUCUAUUCAUAUGCACAUAUUUUUUAUAGAGAUCUAUAAUGUUUUUUGCACAUAUCAAUUUGAAUUUCAAGUUGAAUUGUCUUUUGUUGUCCUCUUGUGAAUGUACAUUUUUUUAAUCGAAUAGCAGUGGGAUCAAUUCUAGUCUGUUUAGACCUACUGAUACUGAGAUGAUUUUUAUUUUUCUAUUGGGAGACGGGGUAUGAGAUACUAAAGUAGAUCUAAUGAGAACCAAACUUCAAAUGAUCUGUAGCCUGAGUGCAAUACACUGUACAUGUUUAUGUAAGUUUACUCUGUUAGGUUGCUCCCAUUUUUCUUUCUCUUUUUUUGUUCUUUUUUACACGAGCAUAGUCAGUGACGUGCAUCUCACCAACACGAACCAAACUAUAGCAGUGUUUCUCGGUCCUGCUCCUGGAGGUGCUCCGCCCUGCCCCAACACACCUGAUUCAUCCAGAGCUGGGUUUAUGGUACACAAUUUUAGGCCUGAUGAUUGUCCAGUCUUUUUGUUUUUUAAAAUUGUUGAUAAAAGUGGUCUGAGGCAAAUCCCUUACAUUUGAAAGGCUCAAAGACACAAUUCAAGUAAAUACCCAGUGGUCCCCAAUUGCUUGUAAGCCCCUGACAGAUAUCUAGUAUCGCUGCGUCAAUGCACAUGAAUGCACGGCCCCCUUCCAACUGGUCGCAUGUGGGCAUUACAAAGGCGUUCCCUGCGUCAUCCAAUUAAAUCAUUUUAAUAAAUGGAAAAUGGUUUUAUACAAGCUAUUAUUAUUCCCUAAAACCUAAUAAAUAUAAAUAUGUAUUAAAAUAUAUAUAAAUAUAAAUGUUUAAUUGCACUUAACUAAAAUAUUUUCGUACACUGCGCUGAAGACACGUAUCAGGCAAACACCUGUUCUCUGAUUGGAUAGAUGCAUCGCACUGGAUGGAUUCAUUUGCAUAAAGUUCACCUCGACGCCACUUUUUAUUGCAUUGCAAAUCAAAAUUGACGCAUCCGACCAGCUCUGACGGAGCCAACGCUUCCCAUAAAAAAUGAAUGGGAUACAUCGCUAUUUGUUGUCACGACGGAGCAGUGUAAAUUUAGCAUAUGUUUAAUAUUGUGACCUUUCAGUGACUCUAAGAGGGCAUACUCUAACUUUUAGUCUUUUAAAGAGUUCAGUUUCACACAUGGAGGAGUUCAGUUGUGGUGAGAAGCUAAUCCGACCUCAAUCUGACUCUUAAAUUAGCAAAUAUCAGGAAAUAUGGAUUUAUUGGUGUCAGUAACCAAUAUUCUUUACCCAUGUUUACCCUAUUUAUCUGCUACCAUGUGGAGUAAUGAAGCAGUAGCUUUAGUAAGCCUAAUUGGGUGGCGAGUCUUAGAGGGAGUUUAGAGCGCUUAUGUUUUAAUAAAAAUAUAAAUAUGUGAAGCCAUGUAUCAAUAAUGUAUCGCAAACAAAACAAUACGAUAUAUUGAUAUUUCUUUCAGCCCCUAUAACUGAUUUAGACUAAGGAAUAGGAGCUCUAGGUGUAAAAACAUACUAAAUCUAUAGUGGUAAAAGUGUUUUGACUAGAAGGUGCAGUGACUAGCAACAGCCAUUGGGAGUAAAGAAGUAAAGGAGAAAGCACGAGAAGAUGGAGGUAUACAACACUUUUCUUUAUGUAUUAUCUCAUUCAUAUACUUAUAUAUUAUUCUUCUGUGUGUUUUCACUACGGAUCAACUCACAGGUAAUUUGCAUUAUUUUUAUGGACAUCUGAAAGUUCCUGCGUGUUUUUGGAGAGCAGACUGGUCUCCUCAGUUUUGAGGUAUGUUAGCCGCAGCAGCUAAACGAAUUUCUUAUAAUAAGACAUAAAACAGGGGAUCCACUCAAAUGUGCAGGGCAGGGUGCCCCCAGGACCAGCAUUGAGAAACACUGGCCUACACCACCCAUACUCAAUUUCAUCUCAAUGUAUUCUGUAAGGUUUCCACCACCACCACACCAUUGUUCAGUAUUGAAUUUAAUAAUGACAUGUUUGACCCUCCGCUGUGGCACAGGUAGUAUGCAUGUGAAGGACAAAAUAAACCCCUGUAGAUAUGAUCUGUCGCCAGGUAGACUUUGUCCUUUUCUCCCUUUUUAUAAUGUUCUAUCUGUACAAGGAAAACCAGCGUAUUUUCUGUAAAGAGAAAAAGAGAGAGAGAGUUGAUUUUAGCACAAACAGGAUCUGGUUUACCUGUCAGCUGUGAUACGGUGCCUCUACAUUUAUUCUGCAGUAAAGAGAUGGAUGAUUAUUAUUAUUAUAUUAUACGAAGGAAAUUAUGCAUAUGGGUGAUUUUACGACUAUGGGCACUUUUAUUACACAUACACUAUUAAAUACAGACCUACUACUACAAAUGCACAAAUAUAUGAGCAAAAAGGUAAAUGGACAUCUCUUUACAUCUCCCGUAUACAAUGCAUUCAGCUAUUUUGAGUUGCAUCUGGUGCUGACUCAGAUGUACAAAUGUACACAUACAGCUUGUCUAGUCCCUGUAAAGAUCCAGCUAACAAUUUUUACAAUGAAGGGGUUAAUGAAGAAGUUCAAUCUGUCAAGCUUUCAGGAAGUUCUUAGAUCAUUUUUAAACAUUCUGGUAACAUUGCUGCAAUGUCACUUGUGAUUAGUGUUUAGUGUUUAGUUUUGGUAACGUUUUCUGGGGAAAUAUUGCCAAUAGAAUAGAAUAGAAAAUUUAAAUUUGUUUAAAAAAAAUUAGUUUUCCAUCAUACUAUGGUUGAUUUGGGGAGUUGGAGAUCACUGCUGUAAGUAAACAUCUUUACUGGAUUUAUAACUCAAUCACAAGAUUUCCCUUUAAAAUGAAGGAUCCUGUAAGUGCCCAUAGCUCUAUAAAAACACCCAUACAGACAAGGUUAGAAAGAGUUUAUUCAGAACUGAUUCAGACUAUUGCCUUUGACUAUUUCAUUUUAAAGCAUACAGCAUAAAUUGUAUUAAUUAUUAAGCUCACUAUAUUACAUAUAUACACUUACAUCAACAUAUUAGUACAUUAACAGAACUAGCUAAUACCUACUGAAGCUUUAUUCAGUGGUCAUUUACUCAUUUUCUCCAUUUUUUAAUCUUGAAUUGAUUCAGAAAGUGAAACUCUUGCAUGUUGUUGGAGGAUUUUAGAGAAAAAAACAAUCUGGAUGUUUUUGAGGAGUUUUGAUAUUUAAACUUGGAUUUGUAGACGGACUACCUAAUUGCACUGGGUUGUAAUGGGCUGUCUAAGUUUUCCUCUUUGUAGAUCAACUUCUUAACUGUCUAAUGCAAUAUUUGUAUCCUUGAGAGACGAGCUCAAGCAGCUUGGGUGUUCGCAACAAUCAUGUUUAGUACUAGACUACUGAGACCACUUUUGAAACCUGUAUUUCUGAGUAUUUAAUUGUGAUGGAUAGUUAAUGUUCAGUUAAUCUGGACUGAAAAUUUCCUGUUUUUCCAUUGCCAUGAUUUUUGCAAAAAUACAGUUUGAAAUUUCUUGGGAACAAAUGUUUGAACAUAGUGUGGAGAUUUAAAAUGAAGGACUCGGCCGUGAACAUGCUGAAAAUGUUUGAAUCACUUGACAAUUGAAGAUAUUGACGUUACUGUGGUUGGAAUCUGAGCUUGUCUGAACUUAGUGUCCUUGAAGAAAUAAUACAGUUAUUUUCCUUAACUUUUCCUGGAAGAAAGUUCCAAUGUUUUUUCUUCUUCUUUUUUCUUUUCUUUUUAUUUUAAGCGAAAUGUCUGCAAUAAUUUUAGAUUUCUUUGAUUUGAAAGGACUUCGAUGUUUCUGGAAGGGAGGUAUUUAAACGGCUGAACAAUUUCUAAGCUGUAUUGUUACUUUUUAUUGUGCAGCGAUCACAUGUUGAUCUGAGCGAUACUGUCAUCUACAGAUAAACAUUUUUAUCCAAAAAUAA